UCCUACUGUCACUUCUGUCAGUGUCUAUGACCGACCAAUUCCACAAGAAAAAAUAAACUUUAUUAUAUAAUGAAAUAAAAUACUAAUUCAGUAUUAUUCCAGACCAUGUAUAUUUUAUGAUGCAGUAACGAAACCUAAGUUAUUUUCCAUUGAAUUAAAGUAAAAAUAGUCAAAUAAAAAAAAGGUGCAUUUUCCAUAAUGGCAGAAUGGAAGCAACUGAUAUCUGAGUGGAUCAACGAGUAUGCUUCACUACAAGAGAAUGAAAUAAAAAGCUUUGCAGCUGAACAUGAACACAAUCAUGAAAUAGCCACGGCAAUCUUUAACCUGUUCUAUACUGAAGAUGAAAGUGAACCAAGUAAUAAAUUGGAGAGUGAAUCACAAUAUGAGCAGAUAUUGGAAAAUGUUUGCAUACAGCUAUUUAGCUUCUAUCGGUCAAAAGAGGUUGAAUUACAAAGGUUUACAUUACAGUUUGUACCUACUCUUAUCUAUAACUACCUGAGCUCCGUAGCUCAAGGGAAUAAAAAGACUUGCCGUUGCAUAGAAACAUUAUUGAUUGGCUUGUACAACUUUGAAGUUGUAGAUGAAGAGGGUAAGCCCAAAGUGGUGUCAUUUAGGCUCCCAUCAUUGGCUCAAGCAUCCAUUUAUCAUGAGCCACUGUCAUUGGGAUCCCAGUUUCUAACUGAAAGUGCAUUGAGGAGAUGGGAAGAAUGCAACACAAAGCUUGUGAACUGGGGCCCGUUACCACAAGUUGAGGUGCUAAAUGCACAAAAUCGGCUAAAAGUGAUGUCAGCAUUGCUCUUCAUUUACAAUCGACAACUGAGCUUAUUGCCAAAGCUUGCAUUACGACAUUUCUGCAUAGCUGCAUCUAGGAUAGUUAGCCAAGGAUUUUAUCAAAAAUCAAGUGGACCAGUAAGAAAAAUUUCUAGGAUACCAGUGUCACCUAAUUUCUUAUUGGAAAUGAUUGAAGGGGCUUAUUUUGCUAUGUUUAAUGAGUUCUACACUUUGGCACAUCAAGCUGUGCAAGAUAUAGACCAAAGAGCCCAAUACGAACUGUAUCCUGAUGUCAUGUUGGUUUCCAGCGCUGUGAUAAAUUCCUUGAAAAAUAAUCCCUCAGGUCAACCAUGCGAUGGUCCAAUGGGUAUCAGUGUAGCUUUGUCUCCGGCUACUACAACUGUCACUAUGUCUAAAUCCAUGAUCACUAAUGCAUCAUUCCGUACGAAGAAGUUACCAGAUGACAUUCCUAUCCAAGCUGGGCAAGUGGUGCCCACGGAUUCGGCAGACAUGCUCACUUCGAUCACUGAAGAGUGCGAAGCGGAAGCCGCUCCCAUUCAGCGCGGCGGUGCGAUCCGAAGUUCCAAGCCCAAGUUGAGCUCAUUCCCAGUUCUUGGCAAAAAGACUAAAGAUGGGAAAGACAAGGGUGCUACCACAAGCGAGAAGAAAGUUACCCUCAAGGAGUCGUCCAAAGGCAUUUGGAAUUCAUUGAGUGGCGGCGGAGGUGAUAUGGUGGAUGCGCAACAGAAAUCAAACGUUACCGAAAAUUCCGUUGAAGCAAAUGGUAGUAUGAAAGAUGAAAAGAUGUCCUUAACGUCCAUACAAAACAGCACUGAGAACUCUGACACACGUUCGCAAGUCACUUCAGACUCUUUGGAUAUGGAGACUACUCCACGCUUUGCGGCAAUGCAAGUCAGUUCGGUGUAAGUUGUUACGUAUACUUAGUUGAAUGGUUCGUGGUUAUUGGAAAAAACCUUUGAAGUUUCAAGGUGGUAGCAAAUUGUUAUGAAGGUAUUACCUACUUUCUCCGUAUAUAGUUUACAUGAUCAUGUUUCUAUUUACUGGUUAUGGUGCGUUAAAAUAUGUACUUACAUCAACAUCUGUUGAUAUUGCUUUAUCGGUCUACAUAAUGAAAUAUUAAUUUAAUCAAGCUGUUGUUUAAAUUGGUUGUUACAGGCUUUUCUUUAAAUGUUUAACAGAGUUUAUCCGGAAUAAAUGUCUAAUAUAUAAA
This is a messenger RNA of Helicoverpa zea (corn earworm), 2002 nucleotides long. RefSeq names its product hyccin (gene Hyccin). The transcript is spliced from 8 exons. Lineage: Eukaryota; Metazoa; Arthropoda; Insecta; Lepidoptera; Noctuidae. Gene Ontology annotation, cellular component: plasma membrane. Gene Ontology annotation, biological process: phosphatidylinositol phosphate biosynthetic process; protein localization to plasma membrane. The record is from RefSeq and is a predicted model, not a curated record. The coding region runs from base 199 to 1698 and encodes 499 amino acids.